GAGCCACCAUGUAUUUUUUCAACACUAAUUCAUCUGGACGAAUUCUCAAUCGAUUUUCAAAAGACAUGGGUGCAAUUGACGAAAUGUUACCUGUUGCUUUAAUGGAUUGUAUACAAAUUGGAUUAACACUGUUGGGAAUCAUUAUCGUUGUUGGACUGGUUAAUGUAUAUCUUAUGAUACCAACAUUUAUAGUUGGGAUAGUCUUUUAUAAAAUUCGAGUUUUCUAUUUGUCGACUUCUCGAAGUGUUAAACGAUUGGAAGGAGUUACUCGAAGUCCUGUAUUUGCACAUUUAAAUGCAUCUUUACAAGGAUCUACCAGGACUGGUGCUGGAAAGUCGCCUCUGAUAGGAGCAUUGUUAGAUUAA
Aphis gossypii (cotton aphid) is the source of this 365-nucleotide messenger RNA. Its product is annotated as probable multidrug resistance-associated protein lethal(2)03659. Gene Ontology annotation, biological process: transmembrane transport. Gene Ontology annotation, molecular function: ATP binding; ABC-type transporter activity. The transcript is spliced from 4 exons. NCBI's taxonomy places the organism in Eukaryota, Metazoa, Arthropoda, Insecta, Hemiptera, Aphididae. Gene Ontology annotation, cellular component: membrane. The record is from RefSeq and is a predicted model, not a curated record. The coding region runs from base 9 to 365 and encodes 118 amino acids.